Molecule: messenger RNA, 2641 nt
Organism: Panicum hallii
Lineage: Eukaryota; Viridiplantae; Streptophyta; Magnoliopsida; Poales; Poaceae
Product: protein trichome birefringence-like 1
Exons: 5
Coding region: 118-2295 (725 amino acids)
Cellular component (GO): Golgi apparatus
Molecular function (GO): O-acetyltransferase activity
Source: RefSeq, a predicted model, not a curated record
CCUCCCCACCCCGGCACCGCCUGCGCGGCUCGGACUCCGCCCGGCCGCCUCGCCUCCUCUAAACCCUAACCAACUCCCGCCGCGCCCCCGCUCGCCUGCCCGCGCGUGCCGCCGGGGAUGAAGAGCGCGUGGAGGCAGAGCGGCGGCGUGGCGGCCGUGGCCGACCACCUCGGCCACCUCGGGGGAGCAGGGUUCGUCGGGCGCGCGCGGCCGGCCAGGCUCUGCCUCUACGGCCUCGCGCUCACCUUCGCCGGGUUCGCGGUCUUCCUCGCCGUCGCGCCCUCCCUCCCCGCGCCACCGGCCUCGUCGCCGGCCGCGGCGUGGUUCGACGGCCUGAUCGCCUCCGCGUCGCCGUACCGUGCGCAGGUCUCGGGCUUCCUCUCCUCCCUGUUCCCCGCCAAUUCCUCCUCCUCGGUGCCUCUCAGUGGCGUCGCAGCGAGGCGUGGCGGGCCGAGCGGUCCGCAAGCGGGGGGCAGUAUCUCCAGUGCGGUUCGGCCGGGUGAGCUGUUGGGAAGCGGAGGCGGAGUUCCGUCCAGCAGUGUGGGCGGAGCUCCCAGCGGGGAUCACGCGCCAGCGCCUGGCGAUGCUGCUGCGGCGGUGCCGAGCACCGUGCCGCCCGAUGAUCAUGUGCAAGGCCAAGACGGUGCCGAGGCCAAACAUUCUACCGGGUCUGCCACAGCCGAGGCGAAGAGUAGGCCUGGACCUGGACUUCCGAGCGGCGGUUCAGCCCAGGAUGGCACAACAUCGAAGGGAGGCGUUCCCGUUCGGAUCAACGGCUCCGACGCGAACGCGAGUUCCGUGGAUUCCGGAGAUGGCAGCGAGAUGAAAGCCAGUGCAAGGAAUGCCGCCGGCUCAACGCACCAGUUAGGAAGCGGAACUGCAGCUUUAGGCAAUGGUACUGCUGUUCCAUUCAUUAAUCAGACUACGAGUGCAGUUGCAGCGGCCAUGGAUGGUAAUGGAACUGCGUCUCCUGCAGGCAAUAACCAGACUCUGCUGAUUCAAUCUCCUGCAGAUAACAAGAACCAUACUAGAGGUUCUGCUGCUUCAGAUGGAAGCAGGAGUUCAGAGAAUAAGCAGAUUGAAUCAACUGCUCGUCCUCAGGGAAGCACUAGUCCAGCGAAAGAUCAAUCUGCACAAGUGGUUACCCCAAUAGCCAAUAACAACAGUACUGUGCUGGUGAAAGCGGCUGCUACUGCCGGCCGACGCAAGAAGGUUGACUGGAUUGAGAACAUGGCCAGCUGCGACAUGUUCUACGGGAAUUGGGUCCGAGAUGACUCGUACCCUCUGUACCCUGCGGGAUCAUGUCCUCACAUCGAUGAAUCCUUCAACUGCCAUCUCAACGGCCGGUCUGACAAAGCUUACCAGCGGCUACGGUGGCAACCCAGCGCAUGCAGAAUCCCAAGAUUGAACCCAACUGAUAUGUUGGACCGGCUGAGGGGAAAGAGACUGGUGUUUGUCGGUGACUCACUCAACAGGAACAUGUGGGAAUCCUUGAUUUGUAUCCUUAGGAAUUCUGUCAAAGACAAGAGCAAGGUUUUUGAGGUAUCCGGCAGGAGCCAAUUCAAGGCUGAGGGCUCCUACUCGUUCUUGUUCCAGGACUACAAUUGCACCGUGGAGUUCUUCCGCUCCCCUUUCCUUGUUCAGGAAUGGGAGAUGCCAAUCAGAAAUGGAAAGGGUAGCAGGGAAACUCUCAGGCUUGACAUAAUCGAUCGAGCGUUUCCGAGGUACAAGAAUGCAGAUAUCAUUAUCUUCAAUACUGGUCACUGGUGGACACAUGACAAAACUUCUCUAGGGAAAGAUUACUAUCAAGAGGGCAACCGCGUAUAUAGUGAGCUGGAUGUCCAUGAUGCCUAUCGAAGAGCUCUGAACACCUGGGCCAAGUGGGUUGAUUCCAAUGUAAAUCCCAAGAAAACCACUGUGUUUUUCAGAGGCUACUCAGCAUCCCAUUUCAGUGGGGGUCAAUGGAAUUCAGGCGGUAGUUGUGACAAGGAAACUGAGCCAAUAACGAAUGAGAAGUACCUCACACCAUACCCAACAAAGAUGAGCAUUUUGGAGGAGGUGCUGCAUGGGAUGAAAACACCAGUUGUGUACCUGAACAUAACAAGGAUGACUGACUACAGGAAGGAGGCACACCCUUCAGUCUAUCGCAAGCAGAAGUUGACCGAGGAGGAGAGGAAAUCGCCUGAGCUAUACCAGGACUGCAGCCACUGGUGCCUUCCUGGAGUACCUGACUCCUGGAACGAGCUUCUCUACGCACAGAUUUUGGUGAAACAGCGCCAUACGAUGCAACAAUAAAGGCAAGUGUGGAUUGUUCUUGUACAUGAACUGUUGUAGUCGGACGGCGAGGUGCAUAGGAUCCACACAAUCGAUCAAAGGGAAGCUGAUAUAACUGAGAUCAAGGAUUUUGGAAUCCUUGCGUAGAGUAAAGCAGGCAGUUAGUCAGAUCUCUAGCUCUGAAUAACAACACGAAAUCUGUACAGGCUGAAUAGGAUUAUAUGGUGUAAACUUCAUGUCUAGUCAUUAACAAAAGCAAUAAGAAAAAUGGAAUAGAUAAUGCAUUAUAUUCAUAGGAGGAUCUUGUUCUGAUAGACUUUGUCUGUAUGUAUAGUAAUAUAGCAUUCCACAUAGUAUUCUGAGUUCA